This is a messenger RNA of Symbiodinium sp. CCMP2456, 345 nucleotides long. The record is from the annotation of a GenBank genome assembly. Lineage: Eukaryota; Dinophyceae; Suessiales; Symbiodiniaceae.
AUGCCCAUCACCGCAGAGCAGUUCGCGACCACUCUGGAGAACAUGACACGAGCUUGGGAGGCUUUGCCGGAAGAGCAGCGGCUCCCGAAGGACGAAGAGAAGUCCUUCUUCGACGAUUGCCAGCAGACGUGCGAGGAAAUGAUCGCCAGAUGGCAUUCCGGAGAAUCUUCCCAUCCAGACCGAGAGAUUCUCGCGGCGGAGUACCCGGACUCGGAGGCUGGAAAGCGGAAGCUUCAGCUGGACUUGUUCAGCCCCGACGUGAAGGACGAUCCCUUCGUCCAGGCAGCCGAUCUGAAGCUGCGGCUAAUCAAGUACACCGCACCUCCCAGACAGAAGAACAUCUGA